Molecule: messenger RNA, 1898 nt
Organism: Diabrotica virgifera virgifera (western corn rootworm)
Lineage: Eukaryota; Metazoa; Arthropoda; Insecta; Coleoptera; Chrysomelidae
Exons: 1
Coding region: 261-1181 (306 amino acids)
Source: RefSeq, a predicted model, not a curated record
AUUAAUUAUAAAAUAAACACUACACUAUGUAGUUUUUUGUAGUUGGUUUUAACAUCUUUCUGCAUUUGCAUUUAUAAUAUGGGGUAUACAAAAAUAAUAUGGUAUGGAAAUAAUUCUGCGAAAAUUUUAAACUUGGCAACGAUGGUUUCAUCCCUUAACUAAGGAGGUAGAAGGGGGUUGGCUUAGCGUUACCGACGCUAACCAACGCGUCCUUUUCGUUCUUUCUUGUUCAUACCGUGUUUGUGUACUAAGCAUCAAAAAUGGCGUGUGUUGAACCAUGUAGCAUCGGCGUGUUUGAGGCUGGCUACAUGGCGAAAACCAAGGGCGAGGUGCUAAAGUUUUUCAUUAAUCACGGGGUGUUGAAGGACGUGAUAGUGUGUCGGUGCGGAAAUACCCUUAAAAUGGACGGAAAGAUGACUUUCAGGUGCAACAAAAUGGUCUUAAGGAAGAAACGUGCUCCUAAAAAGUGCGGAUUUUGUAUAUCGGCGAGGAAGGGUACUUUUCUCGAGAACUCCAAAUUGGCGAUAGACAAAAUCUUUCUUCUCGUGAACCUUUUGUUGAACUGGAGGCCACCGCGUCAGGAAGCCGCUUUAGAAGAGCUUGGGAUAUCUUCUACUACGAUGGUCGACUGGUACAGUUAUUGUAGAGAAGUGUUUAUUAGCUUCGCUAUUAACAACUCUACAAAACUAGGGGGUCCUGGUUCGAUCAUUGAAAUCGAUGAGGCCAAAUUCGGUAAGCGAAAAUUUAACAAAGGCAGACUUUUCCGGGGCCAAUGGAUUUUCGGAGGAUAUGAGCGAAGCACUGGGAACUUUUUCGUUAUUCCUGUCGAAAGAAGGGAUGCCGAUACUUUGCUUGGAAUAAUUCGCGAUUGGAUCCUUCCUGGUACAACUAUAUAUAGCGACUGCUGGAAAGCCUACAAUUGUUUGGCCCAUGAAGGAUUCCAUCAUCAAACUGUGAAUCAUUCCAAACAUUUUGUCGAUCCCGAAACUGGAACACACACCAAUCACAUCGAGAGGUUAUGGCGCGAAGUUCGCAGUAAUAUCCCCAAAUAUGGCGUCAAGGAAGCUCACUUUGUUGGAUAUCUUGCCGAAUUUUACUUCAAGAGGAGAUAUCCCAAACGCCUGGAGAGGAUGCACCACUUUUUCAAAGCGGCUUCGGAGCUUUACCCGCCGGCAUACUAAGGUAGGUUGAUUAUCAUAUAUUAGAAUUUGAUUUAUUUUGAUUUAACGAUAUACAUCUUUGUUCCGAAAAAAUCAAUUUUAAAUGUGGCAACAGUGCGCAUACCUACACCAACUCAACUACUGUGCAUAACUGUAAUUUUGGUAAUUUUCCGAUGUGCACUAUUUUAUUUGUUGUUUGUACUGUCAUUUUAUGGUAAUUUUUUUGGACUUAGCCUAAAAACCCAAAAAGAGGCCAAAUUUUAAUGAUUUUUAUGUGGCAAAUUAUAUAAAGUGCAUAAAAAGUAUGAAAAAGACACAAAAAAUAUGCGAUUGCAUCUUUGUUCCGUAAAAAUAAAUUUUAAAUGUGGCAACAGUGCGCAUAUCUACAACAACUUGAGUACUGGGCAUAACUGUAAUUUUGGUAAUUUUCUGAUGUGCAUCUUAAUGAAUAUAAAUAAAUAACAUCAAAAACCUGUUGAUAAUUACAAUAGUUCGAUUACAUUAAAUAUUAUUCAAAUAAUUUACUAUAUUAUUAGUUGUUUGUAUUCUCGUUUUAAGAUAAUUUACAGUUUUUAAUUUUUUUGUGUCUUUUUCAUACUUUUUAUGCAUUUUUUAUAAUUUGCCACAUCAAAAACAUUAAAAUUUGUCCUUUUUUUGGGUUUUUAGGCUAAGUCCAAAAAAAUAGGCCAUUUUCGGCAAAUCCGUUUAUAUCAAAUUUUUACCUUAAUUUUUUUUAGA